ACUCGAAUCUUGUUGCUUUCACUUGCCAGUUGCCAGUUGCCACGCUCUCGGUGGCUAUCGCAUGUUUGUCCGUCGGCUUAUUCUGGAAUCUGAAUUGUUAAAAUUUCAAAUUCAUCUAGGCAGUAGGCAUGUUGAUCGAGUAUGAAUGCAUAAGUUGUCAAAAGUGAACUUACGUUAAAAUUCUAACAACAUUUUGUUGUUAUUACAUAUUUUAUUUCGUUUUAGUCACGAAUCAAGAUUUCUAAUUAUUAUUCGUGGCACUAGUUCAACAAUACAAAUUGGCUCUCUUAAAACAUUUUUUUGAAUUAAUUUUGAUUUUACCCUCUACAUACUCAAAACCCGAAGUUAAAUGAAUAAUAUUAAGUUAGCUCUUACUAAAGCUAUCAGCCGUAGAAGCAUAUUAUAUCACUGUGAUCAGAUUUACUACAAAAAUGCAUCAAAGGGAUGUCAAUUUGGUUAUAGUAGUUUGGUACGUCCUCCAAAAGUACCACCGGCUAUUGUUGGUACAGCAGUAAGUAAAGAUGACUCCAGAGAAUUUAUGGCCGUUUUCCCAGAUGUUGUCAGAGAUCUUACUGAUACUGGACGUCAUUUGGAUAUACCCGAUGUUACUAAAUGGUUAGCGAAGGUGCUACAAUAUAAUGUGCCUGGUGGUAAGAAAAACCGUGGAAUGGCAUUAAUACUUUCUUACAGGAUGUUAAGUGACCAGGCUGAAUUAACUAAUGAGAAUAUUAGAUUGUCAUUUAUUUUAGGCUGGUGUAUUGAAAUAUUGCAGGCUUUUCUACUAGUCAUGGAUGAUAUUAUGGAUAAUGCUAUUACGAGGCGUGGACGUCCUUGUUGGUAUAGGCAUAAUGAUAUUGGUCUUGUUGCUAUAAAUGAUGGAAUCCUUCUCGAACAAGGACUUUAUCAAAUCAUUAAGAAGUAUUUUCGCGACAAGCCAUAUUAUUGUUACAUCUUAGAAUUAUUUCAUGAUGUAACUUUGAAAACAUCAUUGGGACAAUCUCUUGACAUGUUGACUGCGAAUAACUUUAAAACUAAUAAGUUAGAAAAAUUUACCAUGGAAAAUUACACAGCUAUUGUAAAAUAUAAGACUGCAUAUUAUUCUUUUUAUCUACCCGUGUGCCUGGCAAUGCAUAUGGCAAAUAUAAAUGAUCCAGAAGUUUUUAGGCAAGCCAAGACCAUAUUACUAGAAAUGGGUCAUUUUUUCCAAGUUCAAGAUGAUUUUUUGGAUUGUUACGGUGAUCCUGAAGUUAUGGGCAAAAUUGGUACAGAUAUUGAAGAUGGGAAAUGUUCAUGGCUUGUUGUAGUGGCUUUGCAAAAAAGUAAUGCUCAACAAAAACAAAUUUUAGAGGAAAACUAUGGAAUCAACGAUCCUGCUAAGAUAGCAAUUAUCAAAAACUUGUAUGAUGAAUUAAAAUUACCCAAAACAUUCCAGCUAUAUGAAGAUGAAAGUUAUAAUAUGAUAUGUACUCAUAUACAACAAGUUUCUCGUGGUUUAUCUCAAGAUUUAUUUUUUAAACUUUUGGAGAAAAUAUAUAAAAGAGUACUUUGAGGAAAUUCAGUUUGUCAUUAAAGUUGUAUUUGCACUUUUUCGAUAUUUUUGAAAAUUUUCUACUUGGGACCAUUAUUAGCAUUUCAAAAUGGUCAAUAAUUGUAGUACCUUGUAAACAAUUAUAUAUGACAUAUAUAUAUUUUUGUCCACUUGAUUAUUAUUUUUAAGCAAAUUUAUUUAUAAAUCACUAAACAUUGUUUAAUUAUAUGUAUACAGCAUAAUUUAUUAAUAAAUACUUUUAGCCAUA
Adelges cooleyi (spruce gall adelgid) is the source of this 1796-nucleotide messenger RNA. It is a transcript of the gene Fpps, whose product is annotated as farnesyl pyrophosphate synthase. Gene Ontology annotation, biological process: trans, trans-farnesyl diphosphate biosynthetic process. Lineage: Eukaryota; Metazoa; Arthropoda; Insecta; Hemiptera; Adelgidae. The record is from RefSeq and is a predicted model, not a curated record. Gene Ontology annotation, cellular component: cytoplasm. The transcript has 9 exons. Gene Ontology annotation, molecular function: (2E,6E)-farnesyl diphosphate synthase activity; dimethylallyltranstransferase activity. Bases 350 to 1549 code for a protein of 399 amino acids.